CACUAGCGCCAGCGGAACCGACGACGCAACAAAACGGGCAGCCUGUGGAGAAUGGUGUCACAAAUACACUGAGCACUCUGGUGCAUCCAGCUCAAAUACAUUUACCACUCUCACAGGUUGUGGGUAGCGGCGGGCUGGUGGUGGGCCCGGCGGCACUGCAGCUGCUGUCGGCAGGCGGCGGACUGCGCGUGCUGCAGGCGCCCCACGUACACACCAACGGUAUCACCACCGGCGAAAACAAUAGGAUACCUAAAGAAAACGGCAUCGUCUCUCCCACACCCGUUUCCACAGAGGGCGGCAGCGUUGUAGUGAGCGGUCUGACGCCGCUGGUUGUGUCGCAGCCUGCCGCUCACUUGCUGCAGACGCACACACUUACACAUAAGGUUGAAACCCAAAUGGUGAAGGGUAGCGUGGCGCCGCUGACGGUGAGCGCGCAGUACCUGAGCGCGACCACGAUCGUGAAGCCCGUGGUGGUGGUGUCGGGCGCGCACGGCACGGCGCCGCCGUCGUGAGGGCUGGCGCCGCCCGCGCCGCUCCGCGCCGGCCCGCGCCCGCCCCGACCCUCCGCCUCUGCUCGCACACUACGGACCAAAAUCUAUCACGAGUUUCGACUGACCCGCGACCACGCCUCGUCGCCGGGGACGGUCUUCGCGACACUGCCAAAUGUUAUCGAGCAAUAAUUCGGUUAUACGUACGUAGGACAAGUCGCCGGGCGCGGUGCGCGUGCCGGCGGAGCGGCGCCGAGCCGUGGACCGCGCUUCUUAUGUUAAGAUGGCGCGUUUGUGUAAAAAUGUAUUUAUGCAAUAUCUAUAUUUAGUGGACGUUAUUUUCAAAGACGGUGAUAGCAAAGUGACAAAUGGACGUGUGCGUCCGCACCGGCCGGACGGAGUGCGUGCGGCGCGUUAUAUUUUUCUACAGUUCAACGUUAUUCCGCAUUGUGAUUGAAUACAAUAAAUAUGAAAAUUA
Manduca sexta (tobacco hornworm) is the source of this 966-nucleotide messenger RNA. RefSeq lists its product as uncharacterized. NCBI's taxonomy places the organism in Eukaryota, Metazoa, Arthropoda, Insecta, Lepidoptera, Sphingidae. The record is from RefSeq and is a predicted model, not a curated record.